Bubalus bubalis (water buffalo) is the source of this 1038-nucleotide messenger RNA. It is a transcript of the gene TSPAN19, whose product is annotated as tetraspanin 19. The coding region runs from base 107 to 913 and encodes 268 amino acids. The transcript has 9 exons. NCBI's taxonomy places the organism in Eukaryota, Metazoa, Chordata, Mammalia, Artiodactyla, Bovidae. Gene Ontology annotation, cellular component: membrane. The record is from RefSeq and is a predicted model, not a curated record.
CCUUAAGUCUACAUGGGAAGGGAGACAAAGAUGAAAAUAGGCAACAAACUGAGAUUAGGGAAAGGCUUCUGAGAUAACAUUAUUCUGGGAAGAGGAAUGCAGUCAGAUGGAAAGGAAAGAUUUCUGGCAAGGAGAACAAGAAUCAUCAGUAUAUGCGGAGAAAAAAAUGUUAAGGAAAAACAAAAAAUUGAUUUUUAAAUACUGUCUUAAUCUCGUUAAUGGAGCUUUCUUGGUUCUGGGACUUUUACUCAUGGGAUUUGGUACAUGGCUUUUAUUAGAUGGAAAUAAUUUUUUCACAGCUUUGGAUGAAAAUAAUCACUUGACAGUGUAUAUUUUUCGAAUUUUGAUUGGAACUGGAUCUGCUAUUCUUCUUCUUUGUCUCUUGGGUUAUUUGGGAAUUCACAAUGAGAUCAGGUGGCUCUUAAUUCUGUAUGCAGCACUAUUGAUGUGGGCUGUUGGUGUUCAGGUUGUACUUUCAACACUCAUCUUUGCAAAGAAAGAAGAGGUUCACCAAGCAUGGCAUGAUAAAAUUGAUUCCAUCAUUUCUGAGUAUGGAUCUGAGGAUUUUCCUCAAGAUACACCCAAGUGGAUGAUUCUGAAUGCUCUGCAGAAAACGUUUCAGUGUUGUGGCCGAAAAAAUUACACAGAUUGGACCAAGAAUAAGAAUAAAGAAAAUUCAGAACAGGUGCCAUGUUCUUGCACAAAUUCUACAUUAAGAAAGUGGUUUUGUGAUGAGCCACUGAAUGCAACGUACCUACAGGGUUGUGAAAAUAAAAUCAGCACAUGGUAUCAUGCUAAUGCUUUGACAUUAAUUGGAAUUAACUUUGGACUUUUGGCUUCAGAGGUUUUGCAAUUCUCUUUAACUGUUUCUUUCUUCGGACACAUCAAGAAUAGAAUAUAUGCAGAAAAGUGAUCACCGGAUUUUAAUUUGUCUGGAAGAAACCAGUUAACUCGUAAAAUAAUCAUAUUGAAUUCUUCUAUUCCAAAAGAAAAGUUUUGAAUUACAUUCAUUGUUUAAGAUUUAAUAAAGUCAGUGGU